Molecule: messenger RNA, 438 nt
Organism: Sporothrix brasiliensis 5110
Lineage: Eukaryota; Fungi; Ascomycota; Sordariomycetes; Ophiostomatales; Ophiostomataceae
Exons: 2
Coding region: 1-438 (145 amino acids)
Source: RefSeq, a predicted model, not a curated record
AUGGUGUACCUACGACAGGAGUCCCUUGCGGGGCUCAAGCUUUACAAGUACUCGGGCGUCGACCACAGCUUGACGUCCAAGUACAUCCUGAAGCCCUUCUACAACAACAUCGUGUUGCCGUGCUUUCCUAUCGGCAUGGCGCCGAAUCUCAUCACGCUCUCCGGCUUUAUGUUCGUCGUUGCGAAUCUCCUCACGCUGUUGUGGUACAACCCGGCGCUCGACCAGGACUGCCCGCCGUGGGUGUACUACAGCUGGGCUGUGGGCCUGUUCCUGUACCAGACCUUUGAUGCCGUUGACGGUGCGCAAGCCCCUCUCGGUGAGCUUUUCGACCACGGCGUGGACGCCCUCAAUACCUCCCUCGAGGUGCUGAUCUUCGCCGCUUCCCAAAACAUGGGCCAGGACUGGAAGACAGUCGCAACCUUGUUUGCAUGUACGUGA